Molecule: messenger RNA, 2838 nt
Organism: Heteronotia binoei (common prickly gecko)
Lineage: Eukaryota; Metazoa; Chordata; Lepidosauria; Squamata; Gekkonidae
Gene: HTRA3
Product: HtrA serine peptidase 3
Exons: 8
Coding region: 169-987 (272 amino acids)
Biological process (GO): proteolysis
Molecular function (GO): protein binding; serine-type endopeptidase activity
Source: RefSeq, a predicted model, not a curated record
CUCUUUGCUAGUAUAGAUCAUCAACAGCCAAACAGCCCCAGGUUUAAGUUUAACUUCAUUGCGGAUGUGGUGGAGAAGAUUGCCCCUGCUGUUGUGCACAUAGAACUCUUUCUCAGGCACCCCCUCUUUGGCCGCAACGUCCCCCUCUCCAGCGGCUCGGGCUUCAUCAUGUCCGACACGGGGCUGAUUGUCACCAACGCCCACGUGGUGUCCAGCAGCAGCACAGCCACCGGGCGGCAGCAGCUGAAAGUCCAGCUUCAGAACGGGGACACCUACGAGGCCAGCAUCCGGGACAUUGACAAGAAGUCAGACAUCGCCACCAUCAAGAUCAAGCCCCGGAAAAAACUGCCAGUCCUCCUCUUGGGCCAGUCAGGUGACCUGAGGCCAGGGGAGUUCGUGGUGGCCAUGGGAAGCCCCUUUGCCCUGCAAAACACCGUGACCACCGGCAUCGUCAGCACCGCCCAGAGGGACGGGAAGGAGCUGGGCCUGCGGGAUUCGGACAUGGACUACGUCCAGACAGACGCCAUCAUCAACUAUGGGAAUUCAGGAGGACCUCUAGUCAACUUGGAUGGGGAAGUGAUUGGCAUCAAUACUUUAAAGGUGACUGCAGGAAUUUCAUUCGCGAUUCCAUCUGAUCGCAUCUCCCGAUUCCUCUCCGAGAAUAACAGCAAACAAAAUGGGAAGAAAAGGUUUAUUGGCUUACGGAUGCUGACGAUAACACCUGCACUCAUGGAAGAACUGAAGUUUAAUAAUCCAGAUUUUCCUGAUGUCAGUACUGGAAUUUAUGUUCACGAAGUUGUUCCAAAUUCACCAUCUCACAGAGGUGGGAUUAAGGAUGGAGACAUCAUUGUUAAGGUGAAUGGACGUCCAUUGAUGACUUCUGCGGACUUGCAAGAGGCAGUGAUGAAUGAGUCGCCUUUGCUGCUUGAAGUCAGAAGGGGAAACGAUGACUUGCUGUUUAACAUAGAGCCUGAGGUAGUGAUGUAGCCCAAGCUGAGGAAGAUCCUCGUGAUACAGUUAAGACUCAUUUAUUCUGGAACGUCAGAUACCUCCUGUGCACCUCGAGUUGCCUGAUGACUGGGGUGGGGGGGUGGGGGGAUGAUGAUCUAAUUUCCUGAGCCAUCGUUGUGCCAGACAGUCAACAAUGAACAGUCUUUCAGCAGCACAACUUUUUAGCUGGUGUCAUAGCAGAUAUAUUUGGAACAAGACAACGCUUGUAGUUUUGGAAGCAGCUCACAGAGGACUUGUGAAAGGCAAAAUCCCACCCCUGUGGUUUAGAAAUUGUGGAUCUAUUUUUGCUUAAUUAGGAUCAGACACUAAGCAGCAAACUGUUGCUCUUUGUAGUAUGUCCAUGCGUCUCUGCUUUUUCAACUUUUGUGGGGAUUUCAGACUGCUGGCUUUUUGUGGCUUGUGGAUAGUAAGUAGCCUAGGUCAUUUUGGCUCAAAACUGCACUUCUGGAAAUAUCCUUAGAUGCAAAAUGGUUUAUGUCCUCAAUGAGUAAAUGUUACAUAUGAGUUGAUCUGAGAAAUUACAAACAUGAACAGGAAGAUAAGUGAUCAUUAAGAUGGCCACACCUUUUUUUUGUAGACCUGUAAAGUGUGGUCAGGUGUGCAGUGUCCGGGGAGGAGUGUAUGAAGGACUUCCUCCUCUGGGUGAAGGCACUUGGUUCAGGGCAGCAAACAAACCUCAAACUUCAGAUGGUUGCUGUGAUAUGCUGGAUGUUUGUGUGUGUAUGUGAAAGAAAUGGUCUUCAUAUAAAACUUCCCAUUCCGAGACAACAGCUGUAUGAAAUCCCAUUCAGCUUCUCGGAACUAAUGAACCUGCCCUACAACUUCCACUAACCAAAACCAGCUAAUGGGCAGCAGGGCCAGAAAACUCAAAGAACAAAGAUGGCUGAGAAGCAUCAUCAUCUCCUCAGUGGAUAAAAGCCCCUCCUCCCCCCCCCCCCCCCCUGUUCUUCAAACUCUGUUCAGCUGUGCAGGCAAAUGCCAGUGGAGGGUGUGUGUGGGGGGGACAGGCUUCCUUUUCUGGAGAUUUGGGUGGGUACAACUGAUAUUAAGGAUGUGUGGUUGCGUGUGUCACUGGAGAAUGGUGUGUGUGUAAAAUGCAGGGUUUGUCUGUGUAAGUGCUGUGGUGUUUCUUGUAAAGGGAGAGUGAAUGAGGUUUAAAAGUGUGGUGUAUAAACGGCUAGAGAAUAACAUUUUUAGUUCCUCUCUGUCAUCCUUGGAACACAGCUUGAGAGAGGCCCACCAUUGAGUUGGCACCAGGCACAUCCGCAUUUUAACUCCCAGCUUAAUGUUCUGUUCUCCUGUCUUCUUAAGGUCUCUUUGCUGGCCUUCCAGGGAGCCGCUUCAGGCCCAGCUCAGAAGAAAGCAGGGGGGUGGCAUGGCUGUGAGGGGGGGUCGCACUGGGCUUGUGCCAGAAAUCUUGCCCAGGUGGUGGCCAGCAGCAAGCAGUCUUGAUUUAUGGGAUGAAAACUAAAUAUUUCAAAGAUGUUUCUGAAACCAGGAAUGCAAGAGAUCUGAUGCUCUUUCUUUUUUAAACUGUCUCAGCUGUUGCUCUGUUAUGCUGUUUGGUUUUUCUGGCCCCGACUGCAGGCGCUUGUUACAUGGAGGUCAUACAAAAGGGGAAUGAAUGGAGUAAAUGAUUCUUAUAGAAUUAUUGCCUGAUAGAAUCACAAAGCACUGUGCAAAACAAAGCUGAAACUUUGAGAAACUGCACAGACUUUCAAGGGUUGUUUUUUCAUUGUAUUGGAAAAUAUUAUUUUACAAAUUGUAUACAUAUGACGUGUACGGCAAGUUCCUACUGUACAAAGAAUAAACUUUGCACAGAUAACA